GCGCAUGUGCAUCAGACAUCAUGCAAAUUAUGGGUUGUGUUCUGUGACACCGUGUAUGUACGAAUUUAUACUGUAAAGCAGUAAAGUUUACAGGACAUUUACAAACAACAGUAUUAUUAGUAGAAACAUAAUUUAUUGUAUGCGACAGUAAUAAUGGCGGUCAAACAAAAUACAAAACGAUCGAAAUGGGCCUUGGACUUUGCUCACAAAAGUAAACAAGACAAAAAUGCAGAUAUCCCUGCACCUCCAGGCUAUACGCCGGCAGUUGCAUUGUUUCAUGCUGCAGAAUCAAUUCGGGAGACGGAUUCGAAUCAUUUGAUCAUGAAAAAGUCAUGGGACCUGGCAUUGGGUCCUCUCAAACAAGUUCCAAUGAAUUUAUUUAUAAUGUACAUGGCUGGUAACUCUAUAGCAAUAUUUCCAAUCAUGAUGGUCGGUAUGCUGAUAAUUAGGCCAGUGAAAGCACUGUUCACUCUCCAACAAACAUUUAAAGUCAUCGAGGGAACUCAUGCUUUCGGUCAAAAAUUUGUCUACUUCCUCGGUCAGCUUGUGAACAUGGCACUAGCACUGUACAAGUGUCAAUCAAUGGGUCUGCUCCCAACACAUGCCUCUGACUGGCUAGCAUUCGUGGAGCCACCGGCUCGGCUGGAAUACUCCGGUGGUGGAUUUAUAUAUGUAUGAUACGAGCAAGUCUUGUAAACAUAGGUAUAUUGUACCAUGACCAUGAAUUACAGUUCCACAUGUCUCAUAAAAAUGUUUUAUUAAAAUAAAUUUGUUACAUACUUAAGUACCUAACUUGUUUAACAUUCUUACUGCAAAGUAAACACAAUGUACAUUUUCAGCUGA
Messenger RNA from Megalopta genalis, 843 nucleotides. It is a transcript of the gene EMC4, whose product is annotated as ER membrane protein complex subunit 4. The record is from RefSeq and is a predicted model, not a curated record. Lineage: Eukaryota; Metazoa; Arthropoda; Insecta; Hymenoptera; Halictidae.